Messenger RNA from Sceloporus undulatus (fence lizard), 915 nucleotides. Its product is annotated as transmembrane protein 68-like. NCBI's taxonomy places the organism in Eukaryota, Metazoa, Chordata, Lepidosauria, Squamata, Phrynosomatidae. The coding region runs from base 1 to 915 and encodes 304 amino acids. Gene Ontology annotation, molecular function: acyltransferase activity. The transcript has 6 exons. Gene Ontology annotation, cellular component: membrane. The record is from RefSeq and is a predicted model, not a curated record.
AUGAAAAACUGGAAUGGAUGCACUUACUUGCAUGAAUAUCUCAGUUCUGUGGUUUGCUUAUGUUUUGUGCUUCUCUUUGGGUUGCUGUUUUUUGCUUUACUGUUCUACUUUGUAUAUUGUUUUAUGUCAUUUUACCUCUACUUAUACAAGAAAAUAUAUAACAUGCCAGAGGACAUGCAGAACAAUUUAUGGGAUAAUCCAAGGCAUGUAGUUUCUUAUAUACUGUGUCAAAUUGGAAGGAUAUUUCAUGAUUAUGAAGUUAUUGGCAUGGAGAAUGUUCCAAAAGGACCAGGGAUUAUUGUUUUUUAUCAUGGAGCUUUUGGCAAUGACUAUGGGUUUUUUAUAUCUAAUCUGUAUUCAAAGACAGGCAGACUUUGUCAUUCUGUGACUGACAAUAUUAUGUAUCUUCUACCAGGAUUGAGACCCCUGCUUAAUGUGUUGUGUCUCACACGUGGUAGGAAAGCUGAAUGUCUUGAAAUCCUGAAGGCAGGCCAUUUAUUGGGGAUAUCACCUGGUGGAAUGAGAGAAGCACUCUUUAGUGACCAUCACUAUGAACUGAUCUGGGGUAACCGCACAGGCUUUGCUCAACUAGCUUUAGAAGCCAAAGUGCCCAUCAUUCCCCUGUUUACACAAAAUAUUCGUGAAUCAUGCAGAACAGUUGGACGAACACGGUUAUCAAGAUGGUUAUAUGAACGAACUCGAAUAACAUGCCUUCCUGUUUUGGGAUAUUUCCCUGUCAAACUACGUACAUACAUUGGCGAGCCAAUCCCAUAUGAUCCAAAUAUAACUGCACAAGAGUUAGCAGAAAAAACAAAGAUUGCAAUUGAAAAUCUUCGUGAUAGAUACCAAAAAAUACCAGGAAGUAUAUUAACAGCCCUUGCAGAACGAUUUCAGAACCAUCACAAAGAGAACUAG